Molecule: messenger RNA, 1368 nt
Organism: Zingiber officinale
Lineage: Eukaryota; Viridiplantae; Streptophyta; Magnoliopsida; Zingiberales; Zingiberaceae
Product: midasin-like
Exons: 2
Coding region: 147-1139 (330 amino acids)
Source: RefSeq, a predicted model, not a curated record
UUCUUUAUUGCAGUGUACAAGUAUUUAUAGAAACCACAUAGUUAUUGUUUUUUGCUUUCAUCGAAUGCAUGCUUGAUGUUCUACAAAAAAAGGAAACUUCAGCAGCAACAAUUUUCAGAGUCUCUAAGUUCUACAUAAAUUGAAGAAUGGGCUGCAUUUAUUCCAUGCCAUUAACAAAGUCAGAGAGUUACAGUAAAGAAACCACUCAAAGAAUCAAAUGGAGUUCCAACUUACCAGAAGAACUCAAUUCUAAGGGUGGUGGUGAGAAACGCUCUGCCCUUCUCAGCUCUGCGAGUUAUGCGUCGAGAAUGAUUGCACCAGAAGGGCCUGAAAAGAAUUCAACCAUUGUGCCCGAGGAAUUUGUGACUCGAUCAUCAUGUGCUAAUGAUGUUGAAGUCAUCAAUGCGUGGGAAUUGUGGGAUGGUUUGGAAGAAGAAGAAGAAGAAAAAGAAGAGCAUCACCAAGAAUUGAGGGAGGAAAAGUCCACCUACGCUCAGACUAACGAUGAUGAGGUUGAGAAAGUUGAUUAUAAGUUCGUUGUAAUUAGCAAAAACUUGGAAGUAGAGAUUGCAACUCCUACGAAAGAUGAGAGUUUGACCAGGAACAAAUCAAUGGAGAAUGUAGGACAGAUGAAAGAUGAUGAAAUAAAACAAGCGCUACAAAGCUAUGAAGCUUCAAUUGCUGCCAUGGAGAAAAGGGACAAGGAGGAUGAGCUCAAAGAUGAAACCGGUGCAGAGCAAGAAGCAACUUUGAAGGAGGUUGGAGUAGUGAAAGAGGAAAGUGACAAGGAGGAUGAGCUCAAAGAUGAAGCCGGUGCAGAACAAGAAGCCACUUUGAAGGGGGUUGGAGUAGUCAAAGCUGAGUUUACAAAGAAUACGAGCUUGAAGGACUGGCUUCGACAAGGAAGCAAAGGGAAGCACCCCCGUUUCUCCAUUGCCUCAAGGUUCGGUAGUUUUGCGUUUCCAGAGCUAGGAUUUGUUAAUGAAAGAGACGAGGAACCGGUGUUUGAUCCUCAGAUGCUUGCACAGUUUGAGCAAGCCAUGGAUCAAUUAAAUACAGAUGAGGAAUUUCUACUUGAAGAGAUCAUAAAGAGAUUGGGACAAAACCAGGAGAAAGAGAUGAUCAAAAGCACGGAGUAGCUGAAUGAGCAGAUUCAAGCACAGGAUACUGUAAAUUCAGGGUGUUAUUGUUUUGAUGCCUUUGUUUUCUAAAAAUUUGUUGGUUCAUGCUUGAUGUAAAGUUUGACCUUUCUCCUUUGGUCAAAAAGUCCAUGGUUGCUUUACACGGACAGUCUACACAAUCAUUCUCUAAUCAAAUCCAACCGACCAAAUCCAUAACAUGAACAGAGAUACAAAACAAAUACAGCAA